Molecule: messenger RNA, 636 nt
Organism: Ipomoea nil (Japanese morning glory)
Lineage: Eukaryota; Viridiplantae; Streptophyta; Magnoliopsida; Solanales; Convolvulaceae
Exons: 3
Coding region: 1-636 (211 amino acids)
Source: RefSeq, a predicted model, not a curated record
AUGUACAUCUCUUGCAUGUCACCAGGAUGUAACAAAAAGCUUUCUGGACAAUUAGGUGAUCUGAUUUGUACACACUGUGAUAAGAAGUAUCAAGAGGGCAUGGCAAGGUAUCAGGUCAAAGUUAUUGUUCUAGAUAAAGGUCUACGAGAUGCUCCCUUCCUUUUAUGGGAUAGGGAGUGUUCUGAAUUAGUUGGUAUCCCAGCACACAGUUUGUACACGAAGUAUAAUAAGGUUUCUGACAUUCCAAGAGAAUUGGAAUCCUUAGUUGGUAUGAGAAUGGUAUUUAAGAUAUCAUUAAAAAUGGAGUUCAUGAAGGGAGUUUAUUCAGCCUACACUGUGAUGAGAGUUUUAAGGGAUGAAGUCUUAGUGUCAGCAUACUGUUCUAAACUUAUUGAAGACCAAGAGAAGGACUUGAUGACAAAAAUGAUAGAUGAGGACGAGGAGGAAGAUGGGGAAUCUGAUCAGGAGGCUUCUAAUAGAGACAAUGAGGUCAACAAUCCAUUAAGUAUACAGCAGUCUCAAAGUCUAGACAUUGAACCUAAAGAUUCUAAUGGUGUGAAGAGAUCGCUUCUAGAUCAAUUCUCCUCCUCUAGGAAGAUGGGAAAAAAUGUUGCUGUUAAACAGGAAAAACUUUAA